Messenger RNA from Diaporthe batatas, 2174 nucleotides. RefSeq lists its product as uncharacterized. Gene Ontology annotation, cellular component: medial cortex; Rvs161p-Rvs167p complex; actin cortical patch. The coding region runs from base 362 to 1810 and encodes 482 amino acids. The transcript is spliced from 3 exons. The record is from RefSeq and is a predicted model, not a curated record. Gene Ontology annotation, molecular function: lipid binding; protein binding. Gene Ontology annotation, biological process: endocytosis; plasma membrane tubulation; actin cortical patch localization. Lineage: Eukaryota; Fungi; Ascomycota; Sordariomycetes; Diaporthales; Diaporthaceae.
UCUGAACAUGCCCAAAACAUGAUUGCCCAGCACUGGGACGGCGGCCCUCUUGUACUGUCACCUCUUCUGUGUCCGCUUUGGGAUGCGAGACCACCCAAUGCCUAAUCUGCUUCAAUCUCAGCUGCGCCUCCUUGUCGUCCAACUCUGAUGUCACUAAUUUAACAGUGGUCUGUGCUUUCUCACUUCACGUCGACCUGUUGAGCGAGCCCCUGUGUCUGUCUGUCUGUGGUUCUGCAUCCAUUCUGUGCCACUCCUCGCUGUGGCUCAAGGGCGAUUUGACGGCCACGUUGGAUAUCCUCCUCUCACAACAGCCACGAGCAGCCACCGGCCAGCGUCAACAGCAACAGCAGCUUGGCCGACCAUGCAGUCCGUGCAGAGGAAGUUCGGCAGGCUCCUCGGCAGGAGCCCAGGCGACAAUGCCAAAGUCUCGGUCUUGUUGAACGACUAUGAGGAUGCAGAUCGCAUUCUGGCAAAGCUCAUCGAAAGCGCAAAAUCCUGGCAAGAGUCAUGGUUUACUCUAGUCAACUCGCAGCUCGAGAUCGCCAAUGUCUAUGCUAGCCUCUACGACCCUAUUGUUGGAGCCUCCGAUGGCCACGGUCGCCAGACUGCCAUCACCCCAGAGCUCCAGCUCCACAGGACCUUCGCCCUCAAGGACGUCUACUCGGACCUGAGGACAGAGCUCACCGAGGACAUUGCCUCGAUUGAGCCCCGCGUCAUCCAGCCGGCCAACAAUGCCCGCCAAUCCAUCGCCCCCAUACGAAAGACCAUCAAGAAGAGGGAGGAUAAGCGGCUCGAUGUCGAGAAGACACAGGACAAGGUCCACAAACUCCACCGGAAGGCAACCCGGACGCCCAAGGAAGAUGCUCAAUUGGCAAAAGCCGAGGACGACCUGGCGAGCCUUACCGAGGAGUUUGAGAUCGCCGACCACCACCUGCGAGAAACCCUGCCCCCGAUUAUCCAGGCUACAUUCAGCCUUGUGCCUCCUCUUCUCGCAACUCACAUUGUGAUCCAGAACCGCCUGCUCGGCUUAUAUUAUACCGUGUUGCACGGAUACUGUGAAGAGAAUGACUUCCCGUCCCCAGCACCGCCGAUGGACGAGGUUAUUGCGGUGUGGGCCAACUCCUUCGAGGCCGGGAAGCGCGACGUGGAGUCCAUCUCGAUAAUUGCCCGGGGAAGGGGCAUCAGGGAGCCUCUGAACUUAUCGAACGAUGGCGCGCCGCUUGGUCGACAGCUCUCUGCUCCGCCACCGGAGCCCGGCAUGCGCCGUGCAUCAUCGGGUCUGAUCCCCAGUGCCAACGGCGGCCGGCCGCGCAUAGCUUCGUCCAACUCGGCGGCUCGGACGCCAUCGCCACAACCCAGCCCGAAUAUUGGUCCGAGGCCAGACGUCAAAAAUCCAAACUACGGUGGGCUCUUGAAGCCUACUGACUUCACGACAGCGAGUGACUUGGGCAGGUCGUCAGGGCAGGUAUCCCCAUCACAGCUUCGCCAGAGUUCUGCAGGUGACUAUUUCGCCGGUCGCAACCCACCUUCUCCAGCUUCCACGGUCGCGUCGAAUUUCUCGCAGACCAGCAUCGCGGCCAAGAAAAAGCCACCUCCACCGCCGCCACCGAAGCGAAUAGGCAGUAGCAAGCCAGAGGAGUAUGUGAUUGCUCAGUACGAUUUCACGGGCCAGGGUGCCGGCGACUUGUCCUUCAGAGAAGGCGACCGUAUCAAAAUUGUCAAGAAGACCCAGACUGACCAGGACUGGUGGACUGGCGAGCUCGCAGGUGUCAAGGGAAGUUUUCCCGCCAAUUAUUGCAAGCCUGCUUAGUUGCAGCUUUUGGAGACGCGUUAAAGCUACCCAUCAGGAUGAGCUUCUUACGAGUGACGAUAUGUAAUUGAGUUAUUCGAUGCGAAGGGGCGAUCAGGACAGCCGGAAAAUUGGGGUAGAGCGGUCAGCGAUGGAUAUAUACGCGGAUACCUAGGAGCCCUGGGAACACUUUAACUCCGAUUGAAGGCUUGGUCGGGAUAAGUGCGCGGCUCAACAUUGAGGUGGUUUGUUAGACGGCCUUCCCUGUGAAUAAUUAGAUCAUACGAAACUCGAAGCCUCAGGCAGUCAUCACACACCGGUUACAGCUUUUAGAUACCUCAUUCUUAUUAUUCAAAAUCAUUAUAUACACAUGCCCUAUAAACCG